AUGAAGACAUCAGCGGCGGUUCCAAAUGCGAUAUUCGGACAAAACAGUUUUAUGAUUCGAAAUGUGGUCGAAGAUCAGGGAAAAGUGGUUUUCAUAUGUCUCAUCACAGUGUUAUUCUCCAUUUUACCAGUUGGAUACAAUAUCGUUUUACUGAAUGUUCCAGAAAAAGUAAUACAAAGUUUUGUUUUCGAUAACUUUGAAAAUAUAUUUGGGCUGAAAUUAAGUCCGACGGAGGAGAGUUUGGUUUGGGCACUUACAGUAUCCUCGCAAGGAGUUGGUGCUUUAAUAGGAUGUAUUCUGGUGGCUCCCAUGUCUAAAUUUGGAGCUAAACACGUGCUGAUGUGUUAUAACAACGUCAUUCUGAUUGUCGGUUCCUUACUUAUGUUUGUAUCUUACUGGAUGGCUUUUCCAAUUGCAUUUAUAACGGGCAGAAUUUUGACGGGAGUUUACACUGGACUAGCAUGCGCAUUUGCUCCAUUAUAUCUCCAACAAAUUAUUCCAAAAAACAUCAAAGGAUCGAUGAGUUGUUUUUUGCACAUUGCCGUUUGUUUUGGCUCAUCUCUCGGAGCAAUAUUUUCUCUUCCAUUCAUGUUUGGCUCAGAUACCACGUGGCCAAUUUUGGUGGUCUUACCUGCGGUUCUAGGUCUUAUCAUGCUCUCCGCCUCGUACUUCAUCCCAGACACACCCAAUAAUCUUCUCCAAUUGGGACGAUACACAGAAGCAAUAGAAAGUAUCAAAUUCUAUUACGAUAUAGAAGAUAGUGACGAGGAUGAGAUUAUCAAAGAGUACUGGGAUAUGGUACCAGAAAUGCCAGAACAACUUUCCCUUUGCUCUGCCUUCAUGAAUUCUUCAAUCCGACGAGGUAUUCUCCUUGGAAUGGUUGUUAGUGCUACUCAGAUCUUCUCUGGAAGCAUGGUGUCGAUUUCCUACUCCACAGAAAUGUUCUCCGCUGUUUCUUUUGUGGAUAUCCUAGUUCCAUUCCUUCCGGCGCUCGGAUCCAUAAUCUCUAUUCUUCUAACUAUCCCAGCUCUUCGCUGGGUGGAGACACGUGGUCGGCGACCGCUUCUUCUCAAAACCCUGAUGUUUUGUAUAGCUGCAAAUGUAUUUUUGUUGAUGUUUACAUUGUUAUCCGGUGAAAAAUCUGGAUGGGCAUCGUGGGGAUUCGCCGCGGCAUUUUUCAUGUAUGGAGUUGGCUAUAAUUUGGGAGUUGGACCAGUUGCAUAUUUUUUACCGGCAGAACUGGUACCUCCAGAAGCCGCCAGUGCUAGUUUAGGAGCCGCCGUAGCUGUCAACUGGAUUUGUACUAUUACAACUACCCUCUUCUACUAUCCAUUGAGUAAAACAAUCGGAGGAUGGAGUUAUCUCAUUUUCAUUAUCCCAACAUCUUUGUUUUCAAUGAUUUUAUGGAGGUUACUACCGGAAACUAAGUUUCAUUAUAAGAUUGAUCCAUUGGAAAUUCGACUUCUCACCGAUUUGGGACCAUCCAUAGCACCAAAUUAUGGAACUUUAGACUUAGAUGAGCCAACGUUGUUUUAA
Messenger RNA from Caenorhabditis briggsae, 1536 nucleotides. Gene Ontology annotation, molecular function: hexose transmembrane transporter activity. Lineage: Eukaryota; Metazoa; Nematoda; Chromadorea; Rhabditida; Rhabditidae. The transcript is spliced from 10 exons. Gene Ontology annotation, biological process: monosaccharide transmembrane transport. Gene Ontology annotation, cellular component: membrane. The record is from RefSeq and is a predicted model, not a curated record. Bases 1 to 1536 code for a protein of 511 amino acids.